GAGUUCACAUUGCAUUUUGAGCCCGCGAUCAAGCAGCGGAUUCCUUUUCGUCGCCAUUUUGGAUUCGAGGAGAAAACCGUCAAGAAAACAGUUUGGCCAAACAAUCCAAGAUGUAACCGUAUUCGAUCGCAUGAUUUACAUUAUUUCAACGAAAUGGGUCAAGGAAGCUCUAAGGAACGCUACAAAAGUGCUGUGAAGAAACUUAGUAGCAUAGAAUUGGCAAAUAUUGAAGCAGUGUUCAACGAGGUUUCCACGAAGAGAGAGGAUGGUUCGAGGCAUGUUGAACUGUCUCUGAUCAAUCGACAAGAUUUUGCUGAACGAUUCCGGCUUCCAGGCUUUAUUGCUGAACGCCUGUUUCUUGCUUUCGACAGAAAUGAGAGUGGUACUAUUGACCUGGAAGAGUUUAUUGGUGGAAUAGCUUUGUGCUUGCAUGGAACAGUUAAAGAUAAAUGCAGACUAUUAUUCCAUAUCUUCAAUUUGGCAGAAGACAAUGGUGUUAGUAGAGAUGAAUUGACUGCUGUUCUUUUAAGUUCUCUUGAGUCAGCACAUACCAUACUGGACAAUGUAGAGGAUGCUGAGCAACCUGAGGAGGGAAGUGGCACAGACAAGCUGAUUGAAACGGUCACAAGGAUUGUUAAUGAUGCAUUUGAGACCGGUAAGGUCUCAAAAACUGGGAAGCUUUCUGCCAAGGAGUUUGAAACAUGGCUUUAUCGAAACCCACAAAUUAUGGAUAAUGUUUUUGGCUGGCAGUGUCCUAGCCCUGAAGAGGGUCAGUGGAUGAAUGACAGCUCACCAGAACCAAGCCCCACUAAGCCAAAGUACACCAGUCAACCUGAUGAAUCUGCUCAGAGUGUGGAAAUUCAAGGUGUACCUGUUGAACAAAAUGAUAAUCGCACCCUUAGUGACUUGUUUUCUACAACAUCCAGUACAAGUCAUGAUGUAGAAGGACACAGUUUCUUUGAUUCCCUUGUUGCACCAGGUGCAACUGACCCAUUUUCUCAAGUAUCUCAACAAACCUUCUCAACAGCAAAGGAGAGUUCAGAGCCAACACAUCAACUUCCAGAGGCACAAUCAUUGCAUGAGCCUUCAGAGCAACCUUUAGAACCUCUGAUGCUGAAUAACCAGGAAGAAUUGCAAGAUGAAUCAGAGCAAUGGCCAGGAUUCCAAGGAGCUGAAUAUUCCAUGCCACCGCUUGCCCCAAUUCCAAAGCAAACUUCCCAAGGUUUUAAUGAUCCAUUAAAUGUUACUCAGAGCCAAGAGUCCUCCAGUACCAAACCAAGUAUAUCCCAGGAACCGAGGCAGACAUCUGCACCUCCAACUCCUGAUGGAGAGUGGGUGAGAAGCAAGCAAACUGAAGCUGAGAGGAGGAACUCAGCAUGGAUAGCGACUCCGCAAACUAAUCAGUUUCUUGUUACCAUCGGAUCAGGGAUGUUGAAUCCAUCUGAUGUUGACCAGCAGUUCUUAACAUCCCCUGGACUGGUUAUUGAGGGACCUCAGGUAGACCCGGUGAAGGAGCUCAUAUUAAAGUUUAUGGGUGAACAGGAGGCUGAAAAUAGAAAAACAUUGAGUGUUGAUAGUGUCCCAUUGGAUGAGUCAGGGCUCAGAGAAUUGCUGGCGUCACAGUGUUGGAGAGCUGCUCUGGAAUUUACCACAAGAUUCCUAACAGCACAUGGCCAGGGUGUGGGUCAGAAGGGUCAGCGAGCUUUACACACUCACAAGACAUUACAGGUUUGGUUUUGCCGUAUAGCUCUCCUCUUCAAGCUGCAGAUGUUUAGCACUGCCGAGGUUGAAUUGGAAGCAUUUGGAAGUUUUAAUCAACCUGACUUGUUUUACGAGUUUUACCCUGAUACAUAUCCAGGCAGGAAAGGAUCUAUGGUACCAUUUUCCUUGAGGAUACUGCAGGCAGAACUGCCCCAAUACAUGGGCAGACCUAAAGAUGCAUUGGACAACUUGUAUGAGCUCCAGAGAACUUGCUGUAAGGUGUUGAAAAACCUGCAAGACAAUCUGACUGAGGAUGGAGGGCAGGGGGAGAUGACACCUGAGGGUAGAUUAGCUGCGUUAGAGUUGUGGAUUUCCAGAGAGGUGCGAGUUCUUUACUCAAUAGGAAACUGUUUUCUUGGAAUGAAGGAUUACAGUUUGGCUGUGACGGUUUUUGAAUCAAUCAUAGCUAAAGAUCCUUCUUGUACCUUCAGCUUGCUAUCUGGAAUUGGAAGAAUCUAUUUACAGCUUGGAGAUUUGGAAACGGCACAAAGUUAUUUCAAGCAGGUGGAAUCUAAGGCCACUGGUGAUCCAAAGUCACUAAGCAGCGUGGUCAUGAACAAGGGGUUGUUGGCUCUAUCUGCAGGGUCAUUUGACGAAGCUCACAGGCAUUUUGUAGCUGCUACUAAGCUGGAUCCUUAUAAUUCUGUGGCUGUAAAUAAUGUUGCUGUUUGUUUACUGUUCCUCGGGAAACUGAAAGAGGCCCUUGCUAUGCUGGAGAGGAUUAUCUGGAAAGAUCCUAAAACAAAUCUUCAAGAAGGACUUCUAUUUAACUUGUGCACGAUUUACGAACUAGAAUCUUCUUACAGUUCACAGAAGAAGCAAAAACUUCUCGAACUGGUCGCCAAACAUCGAGGAGACGGGUUUAACAUCUCGUGCCUCAAGAUAGCGUGACACUUCACACAAAGACCAGCUCUGACCCUAUCUUUAUCUUUAUCUAAACUCGAAUAACCCGGUUAACCAAUCACAAUUCGAUACAAAAACAUGCAACCGAAUCCAUGCGCAAUUUCCUUCCCAGUGGCAGUGAUCCUUUUGGUUAAUCGCUGACCGAAAACGCGCGGGGUCUGGGGACGAGAUUGUACCAUGUGAAAAAAGGAGCACGGGCCAAGUCAUGAAUAGACUUGAUUUGACGCCUGACUGGUUGAAAAAAGGAGCGUGUUUGGGAAGAUUUGGACAGCAUGAUGAAUAACACUUUUUUAAACCAGUCGGAGCGCUCGAGAAAGCAUGCCUAAAGACAAGGUUAUGUACACACCAUAACUUACGCGAAGUUCCAUCGCUCAAAAUCUCACGAUGUUGCCUCGAUAUUACCAACCUCGUUCCCAGGGUCUCUCUUGUUCCCGCCCCUGGAACGAGGCUGCGAUAUUACCAGAAAACUCGGCAUAUCGGUUGUAACGUGUCUGUAACCGGUUGAAAUAGAAUUAAAUCAAGAUAGAUAAAUACAGAUUCUAAUGAUGCGCAGCCUGCAACCGUAUUGAUAAUAAAAGUAUCAAGAUAAAAGUGUUA
Molecule: messenger RNA, 3261 nt
Organism: Orbicella faveolata
Lineage: Eukaryota; Metazoa; Cnidaria; Anthozoa; Scleractinia; Merulinidae
Product: trafficking protein particle complex subunit 12-like
Cellular component (GO): TRAPP complex; Golgi apparatus
Molecular function (GO): calcium ion binding; protein binding
Source: RefSeq, a predicted model, not a curated record